Messenger RNA from Pecten maximus, 1828 nucleotides. RefSeq lists its product as uncharacterized. Lineage: Eukaryota; Metazoa; Mollusca; Bivalvia; Pectinida; Pectinidae. The transcript has 7 exons. The record is from RefSeq and is a predicted model, not a curated record. The coding region runs from base 163 to 1437 and encodes 424 amino acids.
UGGAAUUCCCCGUUUUCGAAUUAGCCUAUGGGCAGAAGGCAUCCAUAAAAUGUUGGUCGAAAUCAUUUUAACCUGAAGAAGUCAGCUGAUUUUGUAAGAUAUAAGAUCCAAAAACAUUUACUUAAAACCCAGCAUAGACCUCGUUGAUUCCUAACGAACACGAUGGGAGCACGUGGUAGUAAGUUAUGGACAUGUUGUCCUCCCAGGAAAAAAGCUAAACCCAAAGAGAGAUUUACACAGCCAUUUCCAGCUCAAGAUGAUUCCGCAACCUCUUCUGAGAAGAUCGCAAUAACAGCAAAAUCAAAAGAGAUAUUCAAGGAAGAUCUUGAACGAUCUGAUCGUGGUGAAGAGAAACAGCGAAAAAAACAAGGGCACCAGGAGGAUGGGAUCAUGCCAAAAGGUUCAACAAUAAUAAUUGACUAUAUGGAAAGCAUGAAUAUUGGAUGUACAUCUUCAACCAAGAAUGUUACCUACAACAUCACAAAUGAACCAAGGAAAGAAAAGCCGCCGAAGCCUAAAGUGAACUUACAUCACAAAGAUAAGAAUGCAGGAGACCAGUUAGGUAAAUUAGUAAGAGACGACGAAGCAACUCUUAUUCUGGAUAUGUUGACAAUAACUGCAAAGUCUGUUGGAAUCAUCCGUGGACCGGGGGGAUGUCAAGGGACUGGUUUUCUUCUAAAGGACGGCAUGGUCAUGACAGCUGCCCAUGUGAUCGAUAACCUCAGAGACCCGACUCAUCCAGGGAACCUGAGAGAAGACUGUACCGAGAAAAAAUUAUCAAUACAAUUUGGAUAUAAGCAGCAAUCAGAUGUCAAAACACAGCCCUUUUUUUUCUUCAUAUCUGAAAUUCCAUAUAUAAGCAUUGAAAUUGAUGUUGUUAUCCUGCAGAUUCGAGUAGAAUCAGAUACGAGUAAUAAACUUCCACGUCCUAUAGAGACCUUUGGUCCUGUGCAAGAAAAUAUGAAAGGUGAAAUGAUUGGUCAUCCUAAUGGGGAACCACAAAGAACAGACCGAAAUAUUGAGCGCUAUGUCCUGUCCCAAGAUAUGUAUGAGAAAGCAAAGCAGUGGAGUAUAGACGGAUAUCGUGAAAAUGGAUAUGAGGGGAUUCAAAAGAAGGGGACAAUAUUGUUUCAUUGCGGAUUUACCCAUGGUGCAUCAGGCAGUCCAGGUGUUUAUACCGAUACCACAAAGAACGAUUGUGAAGUAAUAUGGAUAUUACUGGAAGGUUAUCCUGGGUUUUAUUACAAAAGACUACGAUCUGAAGAGAAAGCCAUAAUUGACAAUAAUUUCCUUAUUGAGCAGGGAAUCACAAUGCAAGCUAUCUGGGAGGACAUGUUUAAGGAAAAAAGAGAACUUUGUGACAAAAUAUUUGGUCACCGUAAUGAACACUUUCAACCAAUACCAGACCCAUCAUCUUCUUUGAGAUUGGCAUCAUGAAAACAAAAUUCACUGCAUUGACUCACUUACUAAAUUGGCACAUUUCAGAAGUUUAUUUCAAUAUUAUAAAUAUAUACAGAGAAUCAAGGUAUUUCAAGAGUUGAAUUCUUGGAUUUAGAAAAUGAAAAUACUGCAUAAAUGACAUAGUUAAAAUCACCUUUACCUGAAACUCUAUUAGAGUCCCAUUCUGACAGAGAAUUGUCGUCAAGCAUCUGACCAGCAUCCGUCUGGCGUCAACUUUUCCUUUCAAAUGACUUCUUCUCAAUAACCAAGAGGCCCAGAGACCCGAUAUUGGCUGAGCCGGCAAUGUCACAUACUGAAGUGAAGGGAUACUAAUUCUGUGCAAAUGAAUAACCUUGACCCUUAAUUCAAAGUCAGGAGUGGGAGAUGG